Pisolithus orientalis is the source of this 1029-nucleotide messenger RNA. Its product is annotated as Brix domain-containing protein. NCBI's taxonomy places the organism in Eukaryota, Fungi, Basidiomycota, Agaricomycetes, Boletales, Pisolithaceae. The transcript is spliced from 4 exons. Bases 1 to 1029 code for a protein of 342 amino acids. Gene Ontology annotation, cellular component: nucleolus. The record is from RefSeq and is a predicted model, not a curated record. Gene Ontology annotation, molecular function: rRNA binding. Gene Ontology annotation, biological process: maturation of LSU-rRNA from tricistronic rRNA transcript (SSU-rRNA, 5.8S rRNA, LSU-rRNA); ribosomal large subunit assembly.
AUGCUACGCACAGUGAAGCCGAAAAAUGCGCGCUCAAAGAGGGCACUCGAGGCUCGCGAGCCCAAGGAAGUGGAGGAUCAACGCAAGGCGAUAUUUGUUCAUGGAAUGAAGACUGGAGAAGUAGUAGACAGACUUAUGAAAGAGCUGAUGGCACUCAAGCAACCCCAUGCAAUCUCAUUUUCACAAAAAAAUGCCAUUCGACCGUUUGAGGAUGCAUCCUCACUCGAGUUUUGGGCUCACAAGAACGAUGCAUCUAUGUUCAUGAUCGGUCAGUCAACAAAAAAGAGGCCAGCUGGCAUUGUUAUCGCGCGGACGUUCGACUCAAAAUUAUUGGACAUGUGCGAACUCGGCGUAGAAAGAUUCGUGAGUUUAUCUGAAUUCAAGACACCAAAAUCAACGCCAGGACACAAACCAAUGCUUCAUUUCGCGUCCGAGCUCUUCGAUACCCACCCGCGGUAUAUGCAACUGAAAUCUCUCCUUAUGGAUCUUUUCAACGGCGAAGUUAUUGAUUCGAUAUGUCUUCCUGGGCUGGAACACGUCAUUAGCAUCACUGUCGCACCUUCAAAAGCAUCACAGACGAGCUCCGCUCUCUCUGAUGGUACAACACAUGAAGAUUCUAAAAAUCUGCCAAACGUGCAUCUACGGACGUACACCGUGAAACUCACGCCCUCUGGAGCGCGGGUACCCCGAGUCCAGCUCACGGAGAUGGGCCCUUUUGUUGAUUUCUCGCUCCGUCGACACCAAGAAGCGGAUCCGGAUAUGUUGAAAGCGGCCCUGAAGAGACCCAAGUUGAAGAAACAAGAUAUCGAAAAAGGACUGGGGAAAAAGAAAAAGAAUUUGGAGGUCGACGAGAUGGGCGACUUGAGGGGGCGUAUCCAUGUUGCAAAACAAGAUCUCAACAAGUUACAGACGCGAAAGAUGAAAGGACUAAAAGAAAAAUCCGGCGAAGGGGAUGGAGAUGUGAGCAUGAGUACGGAUGAAUCGGAAGUCGAGGAUGCCUCGCCGCCGAAGAGACAAAAAAGAGCUUGA